UAUGGUUUGACCCAAAAGAAAUUGAACAAAAUCAUCCCAAUUCUGAGGUUUAACUUUGACACGCUCUCCUCAUUCAAAAACACGUUCGUUUGUGCUUAAGAAAAAUACUACAACACCGUCAUUUUUUCUUCUUCAGAAGCAAAUUCGCCAUGUCGGUAACAACUGUUAAAGUAAGCAAUGUUUCUUUAGGAGCAACUGAACGAGACCUCAAGGAGUUCUUUUCUUUUUCGGGUGAUAUUGUAUAUGUUGAGGUGCAGAGGGAUAAUGAGAAAUCUCAAAUUGCAUAUGUUACAUUCAAUGAUAAACAGGGUGCAGAAACAGCUGUUCUUCUUUCGGGAGCAACAAUAAUAGAUCUGCCAGUUACUGUUACUCUGGAUCCAGAUUACGAGCUGCCGCCUGCAGCUUUUGCACCUUCAGCAACACAAAAUAAAACUCCUGGUGGUGCUGAAUCUGCCCUCCGGAAGGCGGAGGACGUAGUUACUAGCAUGCUUGCUAAGGGCUAUAUCUUAGGCAAAGAUGCAGUCAACAAAGCAAAGACUCUUGAUGAAAAGCACCAACUAACUUCAACAGCCUCAGCCAAAGUUGUUUCUCUUGAUAAAAAAAUAGGGUUCACCGACAAAAUUAGCGCUGGCACAACUAUUGUGGGCGACAAAGUCAGGGAAGUGGAUCAGAAAUUUCAGGUUUCCGAGAAAACUAAAACAGCAUAUGCAGCUGCUGAGCAAAAAGUCAGCAGUGCAGGAUCUGCUAUUAUGAAUAACCGAUACGUUUUCACUGGGGCUACUUGGGUAACAGGUGCUUUCAACAAAGUUGCAAAGGCAGCCGGGGAAGUUGGUCAGAAGGCAAAAGAAAAGGUCGGAAUGGCUGAAGACGAGCAGAAAAGAAAAAUUGUUGACGACUUCGCCCAGGUUCACCUAUCCGAGUCACCAAAAGCUGCUGAAAGUGAGCACCUACCUUCAAAACCUGCACCCGUUCAAGGUUUGAUCCUUUGAUUUGAAUGCUGUAAAUUGUACUCUAUUCAAAUUUUAUGUAGGUUUGUUUCUUUAUUACUAUUUGGAGUUUUUCCAGCAAAAGUCGCAAAUGUAGGUCAGUUUACCAUUUACUUCGAUAUGAUUCCGUGUAAUGUCUUGUCUUUUAAAGGUCAAUAUACUGGGAAUUUUUUAUGGCUUA
This is a messenger RNA of Mercurialis annua (annual mercury), 1167 nucleotides long. Its product is annotated as binding partner of ACD11 1-like. The transcript is spliced from 5 exons. Gene Ontology annotation, molecular function: RNA binding. The coding region runs from base 150 to 989 and encodes 279 amino acids. NCBI's taxonomy places the organism in Eukaryota, Viridiplantae, Streptophyta, Magnoliopsida, Malpighiales, Euphorbiaceae. The record is from RefSeq and is a predicted model, not a curated record.